AUGCACCCUUCAUCGCACCAACAGAGUCUAUCAGCACUUCCUCCAGCGGGCGCGAAUGCGCACCCACAGCAUCCUGCAGUGGACGAACAGCAGAAAGAGCGACAGCGAGCAUGGUCUUAUGUACCGAGUGAGAAAGAACAAUUUCAGCAUCAGGGGAUAAUCCCGGACUAUGCCAACCGUCCGCCCCUCGAGCAGCACCCGGCCAAUUAUGCGCCUUUGGUUCAAAACCAGGAACAGCAGCAGCAACAUAGCACUUCAAUAUCUCCUCAGACGUCCACAAUCGCGCCCGAGCAGCAACAACACCAUACCCAAUCCUAUACCAGCCAGUCUUAUACAAACGUAGCCGAACAGCCGAGUCACACGGUGUCUCCCCAGACAUAUGCGAGUCAGUCGUAUACAAAUACACCAGAGCAACAGCAGCAUCAAUGGCACCAACAGAUUGGCAUGACCAUAUCUCCUCAGUAUGCGAACAUACCCGAACGACAGCAGAACAGCACCCCGAUGUCUCCCCACUCAUAUGCGAGUCAUCCAUAUGCGACGCAGUCAUACCACAUCCCGAAUCAACAUCGCGACAUCGAAAUACCCUCCCAGCAAUAUGCCUCGUAUACCGAAACCCCCAGCUCGCCACCCCCGAACUCACCAGGGCCACUGCCCCUGAAAGUAAACCCCGAAGGUCCACCACGAAGCGAAAGCGUGCCCAUUGUUCCCGACGAGAAUCCCCUGCAGUCACCCAUAUCGCCCUAUUUUCCUCCGAUUACUAGACCGAAAACAUCGCAUGCUCCCCAGCCGGAUGAUCUGAGCUCAUACCACCAGCCCGGCCAAACAACCCAUCCAAACCAGGAGAUAAAGGGCGGAGGAUGGAGCAACAGACUGUGCGAAUUUUCGAAUUUCGGAAUCUGCUGUCUAGGACUGCUAUGUCCGUGCAUUUUGUACGGGAGAACGCAACACCGACUCUCGAUGAAAUCGAGAAAGGAAGACCCGACCAACAUGCUCGGCUAUGAGACCUGCAACGGGUCGUGCACGGCGAUGGGACUACUAUGCGGAUGUCAAUGUAAGUCGAAGUCCAAUUUCAACCUCAGUUUUAAGCUUGAGUGA
This is a messenger RNA of Penicillium roqueforti, 1095 nucleotides long. Its product is annotated as DUF614 domain protein. The coding region runs from base 1 to 1095 and encodes 364 amino acids. NCBI's taxonomy places the organism in Eukaryota, Fungi, Ascomycota, Eurotiomycetes, Eurotiales, Aspergillaceae. The record is from RefSeq and is a predicted model, not a curated record. The transcript has a single exon.